ACUUUGUUCUUUAUUUUUUUACAAAAAAAUAAUGGUAGGGAAUGAAAAUGAAAAAUUAUUCUUUAUGAAUGAUGAUUUUUUUUAGAAAUGUUAUGGAAUGCAUUAUUCCUCGUCGUUCCUUGGUCACCAUUCAUACCUUAAUUUUUUAUUCCAGGCUAGUAAUAGGAAAUAUAUUUUGGUUGAAACUGGUAAUAUUUUUCUUUGGAUUCUUUGGAGGAUAUGGAAGAAUAGAAAUGCUCUGAUUUUUGAUGAUUUUUGAAGGAAGAGUGUUUGAAACUCAGGAGCUGGUAAAGAAAGCUUUCUCUGACAUGGAGGAAUGGUCCCAAGCUCAAUGUUUGCUUGAUUCUAGGGUAUUUAAUAGAAAUAAAGUUGAGAUUUCUAGGACUGAUAGGGUUCCUCCUAAGAAAGGUUGGUUAAAAUGUGAUGUAGGAGUAGCAUGGAAUAGUCGCUCUAUGAUCAAUGGUGUGUCUUGGAUUUUGAGAAAUAAGAAGGGCGAGGUCUUAUUGCAUAGUAGAAGGUCUUUUGUGAAUGUGAAGUCUAGAGUUCAGGCCAAUGCGAAUGGAUGGUUAUGGGCGAUUGAUAGCUUGGUUAGUCUUUAGGCUAUCCAAGAUUGUUUUUGGAGUCGAGGCCUCAGAUCUCUUGGGAGCAGUUACUAGACCAGCAGACUGGCCAUCUUUCAAAUGGAUCUCAAACAAGAUCUUAGGUUUUCUUCAUUGUUUGGACUGUCGGAACUUGGAGGUUGUUAAUAUUAAUGUGAUCUUUCCGGCAAAUCUGAUGGCCAAUAGUAUCAUCUCCAUAAAUCUGUUUCAAUCAUAUGUGGCUAGAAGCUUUCCCUCUUGGUUAUCUUUUUUCUUUUUGGUUAGUGUUGCAGAGGUUCUAGCUUUUUUUUUUGUCUGUAUGAUUGUUAGAGAUUUGUGUGUGUUUUAAACUGGUUCGUUGUGAUGAUGUUUAUGGAACGAAAAUUUAGCUUUAAAAAAUAAGAAAAAAAAAAUUGAAAACAGAAAACAAAAAAAAGGGUGUAAGCCCAUGUGCAGCCCAUUAAGACAAACUUUCGUCGACUCAGAUGCCAAAACACGAUCUUGUAACUGGAACCAGGAGAGAGAAAAGCGAGAAUUCCGGUUUUAAGGAUCCCUAUUUACGCGCGCCAAGUGGGAAAAGAUACUUUUCAAUCUUUCUAUUCGAUUAUUCUCCUGAGGGUUUAAUCAUGAUUCUUUAGGUGAGAAUUUUGAUUCUGUAAUUUGAUCUCAUCUCUACUCUUCUCUAGGUUCCGAGCGUAACUGGCGAGAAUUUCAGAUUCGAUUGUGUUCAGUAUUCAAAAUCUGUUUGGUCAUGUGGUGAAUCUAUUUGCCAUCUUCAAAAGUCUGCUUAAUUUUUUUUUCUUUGGAGGACAACAAUGGAGACUUGUCCGUUUAGGUCAAUGAGUAGCCUCGCACUCACUUCUUCAGUACCAAACCCUUCAGUCAACGCAGACAUAUCCUUCAGUUCAGAACACAAUCAAUCCAUGGCAAGCCCCUAUCAUUUGCUCUCUGCUAAUGGUGGAGCAGUUGGUCACAAUAUAUAUUCAAAUGAUCUCCAUAACCACCCUUCCAUGGCUUCUCACAUUGGAAGCAGCAGUGACACACCUUUCAUCUCUGAGAUAUUAGAUUGGGAUCAUCCAGCUCCUAUCCCUGACCUUUUUGAUUUUCCUUUGGAUAUUCCCAUUCAAACCAAUCAAAUGGAUGACAUUCACAGACCAAGUGAGUUGGCAGAAUUGGAUGAAGAAUUGAUUACUGAUGAUGAGAAUCCAUUAAUGUCUGCUCUCUUGAACGAUCUUUUCCUUGACACAAGUUCCACCUCUGCUGCUUCCAAGGUCCAGGAACCAACUAUGCAAUCGCAGAUUCAACAACCCCAAGUUGUUCUGCACCAGACUUCUCCGAUUGUUAGGACUGUAUCCUCAAACAGUUUCACCAGUAAUAAUACAGCAGCAACUAAGGGACGUGUGCGUUGGACCCCAGAGCUUCAUGAAGCUUUUGUUGAGGCUGUUAACCAGCUUGGUGGCAUGGAAAACGCAAAACCUAAGGCGGUGCUGAAGCAUAUGAAAGUCCAAGGCCUGACUAUAUAUCAUGUCAAAAGUCACUUGCAGAAAUAUAGGACAGCUAGACAUGUACCAGAACCAUCAGAAGCAGGUUGGCGAGAGAAGAAGUUGACACCGGUUGAGCAUGUUACAUCUCUUGAUACGAAAAGGUUUGGUAACAUCACAGUUCACAAUGGGAUGUAUAUAAGUGAGGCGCUGAGAAUUCAGAUGGAAGUUCAGAAGCAACUGCAUGAGCAGCUGGAGAUUCAAAGGAAGAUGCAACUUCAGAUAGAGAAACAGGGAAAGGCACUUGUAAUGAUGAUUGAGAAGCAAAAUAUGGAGUUUGGCAAACCUGAACAAGAAGAAGAGGCAGGGGCAGAUUCUCGGAGAUCAAAGCGUCCCAAGGUUUCUCGGAAUGAUAGAUGAUAAUGAUGAUGAUGAUGAUAAAACUGAAAAUGGUGUUUUUUGGUGAAGCUUGUAGAGUUUUGACUUAUUAGAAGAAGACUAGGAGCUUUCUUUUUUCUUAUUAGGGAAACUAUUUUUUUCUUACUAUUUAUUUUUAUUCUUUCUGAUUA
Messenger RNA from Brassica napus (rape), 2628 nucleotides. Its product is annotated as myb family transcription factor PHL4-like. Lineage: Eukaryota; Viridiplantae; Streptophyta; Magnoliopsida; Brassicales; Brassicaceae. The transcript has 8 exons. Gene Ontology annotation, molecular function: DNA-binding transcription factor activity; DNA binding. The record is from RefSeq and is a predicted model, not a curated record. The coding region runs from base 1394 to 2479 and encodes 361 amino acids.